Camelina sativa (false flax) is the source of this 492-nucleotide messenger RNA. The record is from RefSeq and is a predicted model, not a curated record. Lineage: Eukaryota; Viridiplantae; Streptophyta; Magnoliopsida; Brassicales; Brassicaceae.
AUGACUGAGAAAAUGGAUAGAGAUCCUGGAUUUAUCCAAUUAACUGAGGAGCUUGGGAGAAAUUUCCCAACUGCAUGGACGCAGGAGAUUUCAGAAAGGGCUCUGUCUCUGGAGACUCUCUGGAAUACUGAAGCAUCAGACAAGUGUAUGGCACGAAUGAAAAAAGAUCCAGAGUUGGAACCUAUACUAUCUGAAAUAGAGGCUGCUGGCCCUUCUGCUAUGUUCAAGUACUGGAAUGAUGAAGAUGUGUUGAAAAAGCUGGGUGCAGCAAUGGAUACUUUGACUCUCAGUGAUGUCGAGGGUCUGAAAAUGUCCUUGGCAUCUGGUGGUAACAAAGAUGAAGAACUCUUCGAGGGAAGGAAAGCACUGGAGAUUGUAUGUGAAUAUGCCAAGAGCAAAAAGGUCAAGUCGGUUGACAAAAAGAAGAAAGAAAAAGGAGUCACCAUUGCAUUGUGCUGCGAAUCCUGCGAGGAAGGAAUGUGUAAGCCUUGA